Molecule: messenger RNA, 3031 nt
Organism: Larimichthys crocea (large yellow croaker)
Lineage: Eukaryota; Metazoa; Chordata; Actinopteri; Sciaenidae
Gene: tmem41b
Product: transmembrane protein 41B
Exons: 7
Coding region: 176-1021 (281 amino acids)
Biological process (GO): autophagosome assembly
Cellular component (GO): endoplasmic reticulum membrane
Source: RefSeq, a predicted model, not a curated record
CUGUUGCGGAUGGUAUCCGGGCUUCGUGCAGGAUGUAAAGGUAAAAGGUCAACCUGUGUAACGUGUCACCAAACUGUCACUAGUACACCGGUGUCACGCCACCCCGCCGGCUGGUUCUGUCUCACGCACACACAUUAUCGGUACCCAGCUGGGCUCAACUUGGUGUCAAGAAAAAAUGGCUAAAAAGCGGAGAGAAAGACGAGAGACCGACGGCUUGUCCUCGACACAGGAGGAGGUGAAGGCGAGUGAUUCACAGGCACUGAAAGAGGCUCAGCAUACUGUGGGGGGCUCAGCACGCAUGUCUCUGCUGAUUCUGGUGUCUAUCUUCACCUGCUCUGCCUCAGUGAUGUACCUGGUUUACAGGAACUUCCCAGAGCUUCAAGAUGAUGAAAUGGAGAAAAUCAAGAUCCCUAAAGAUAUGGAUGAUGCCAAAGCUUUGGGAACUGUGCUGUCCAAAUAUAAAGACACUUAUUACACCCAAGUGUUGGUGGCCUACUUUGCAACAUAUGUUUUCCUCCAGACCUUUGCGAUCCCCGGAUCUAUCUUCCUCAGCAUCCUGUCUGGGUAUCUUUACCCUUUCCCCUUGGCUCUUUUCUUAGUCUGCUUGUGCUCUGGCCUGGGUGCUUCCUUUUGCUACAUGCUGUCAUAUCUGGUGGGCAGACCAAUGGUCUAUAAAUAUCUCUCAGAAAGAGCACAAAAAUGGUCCCAGCAGGUUGACAAGCAUAGAGAUCAUUUAAUCAAUUAUAUCAUCUUCCUGAGGAUAACUCCCUUUCUUCCCAACUGGUUCAUCAACAUCACCUCACCUGUCAUCAAUGUUCCUUUGGGGGUUUUCUUCAUCGGUACCUUUCUCGGCGUGGCACCUCCAUCCUUUGUAGCGAUCAACGCCGGUACAACACUGUACAAACUGACCACAGCUGGCGAGGCCGUGUCCUGGAACUCUCUGGCUGUGCUCGGUGUCCUCGCCGUGCUCUCGAUCUUGCCCGUCUGCUUCCAGAAAAAGCUGCAGAAGAAACUAGAAUAGAACGCUAUACACCUCAGCACCUCAUCCGCUGGCUGAUCAACUUCCCCAGGAAGUCGGCUCAGGAACGUGCAACUGUCACUCAAGUUGCGCUGCCUCAGUCUCAUACACAGCUUCUGGUGGGAGAAUCUCUGACCACUGGCACAACAAGCAACUCAUUGACCACAAAACGCAUGCAGUUGGUGGGUUGUUCCUGAUGUAAAGUAUAAACUGGCCGCUGUCUGCACAAGUUUUUUGGUUACUGUGACUCAUGUUGUUUAUUGUGGCACCUCUUGAAGUAAGAGAAAUUAGUUGUUGUUUUUUUUGUUUUUGUUUUAAAUUUAGGGCACUGCUUAUUGUGUGAUUGUUGCCAAUGAUUUAAAGGUGCUACUUGGAGGAUGUGGAAGUAAAACAGUCUGAUUUGGAUUUUUACCAGUUGUUUCAUAUGGACACUUUUCAUGAGGAAAAGUCUUUCUUUCAUUACUUGAUCAACUUUUACUAAUAGAUUUUCUUUGCAGCAGCAUAUCUAUUACCACAUCCUGUUUGUAGCAUCUUUAAGUCCCACUUCCUUUUUAAUAUAUUUAUUUUUAACUUUGCUCGUGUCUGAUUUCAGCCCUAAUGAAGUGUACCACCACAGCAAUAACUGUCACACUACUGCUGAAAGUUUUAAACAAAAAAAAAGUACAUUUUGAUACCUGGUGCUUGCCUUAGCAAACAUGUGCACUGUGAGGGAAGAAUGAAUCUGUGGAGAAGAAAAAUGUAAUGACAUUGUUGAGUUCACGUGUAACCACGUGUCACCUUGAAAGAUGCCCGGAUCCACUGCCGUACAACAGCCCCUUUCAUCUUCACUCAUUUCUGUUCACAUUUCUAGCCUAACGCAGCUCUUUGCACUGUAACUUGUAACUGCUGCAACAUUUCCUCACAACACAGCUGAUUUGUGUGGUAAGAUGCAUGCAACCCAGAAAACAGAAACAUUUUUGGUUUGUAAGUUUUGCAUAAGUGGUGAUAAUGUGUACACAGAUUGUGUGUCCAUCUCUACCCUAUUACAUUAUUCUCUAUUCCAGUAUAAAAGUGGAGAUCCCAUGGAUGAUAAACCAGCACCCUCAACAAGAUUGCUAACAGCCUGAGGUAUCCAAGCCAUACCUAUCUUGCUUCCAUUCUUCAAAUGUAUUAUGAUGCCUGAUUCAUGUUCUUAUUUUGUCUUCUUUAAGUUGUUUUAAAUGGCUAAUUGUGUUCUGUGCUAUAAAAACUUGCUGAUUUUUUUUUCAUUUAAAUGUUUUGUUGCUGGUGUACCGAGAAAACUUAUCACUACUGCUGCUUAAAAACUUCCUGGACGGUCAUCAGAGACGUUGAUGAGGUGAAUGUACAUGCAGGCAACCUAUUUCUCUAAUCUCUUAAAAUGGCACAGUCACAGUGGCAGUUGUUUUGGUGCAUUUUGACAUUUCCUGUUUUCACUUCGACGUCUUAUUGAACAGAUUUACUGUGCACUGCUUUACGAUUAACCUCUUCAAACCCCGAUUUGAAAUGACGACAUGAGCGUCAAUCCAUGUGAAAUUCUACUGUAUGAGGAUUCUAAUGUCUGAGCGUUUUCUUCCCAUGCUUUUUGUACCGCUUACUGGUUUAUGAGAGAGCUGCAUUUACACACCUGUUGUUUUGGAAAAUGCACUUAGGUCAAGCGGUAAAUGGUAUAAACUGGUCCUAAAGUUGUGUUUUCUGUCUUAAUAUUGAAUAGAGGUUAGUUUAACUUCUUGGAAGUUCUUCAUAAUGCUAAAUCUGCCAAGAUGACAAUACCUAUUCUAAACUUCACACUGAACAUAUAUACAAACUGGAUAUAAUAUUGCUAUUUCGUUCGUCCUAUUACCCUAUCAAAGAUAUAGUGAGAUUUUUGUGUAAGCCUCUGUUAACAUCAAAAGCAGUAUUAUUUUGUACUGAGCAGUGAUGUAUGAAGUGUGUAGAGAUUGCAAAUUUCUUUCUAAUCAAAUCUGUUUUGUUUUUUAAUCUAUUUAUUGUAUCAUUAAAAUUAUCUUUACAGAA